CCUAAUUUUCCCAAAAAGACCACAAAAAAGAAUAUGGACGACGAAAAGUCGAAAACACUCAAAAAGAAUGUAUUAGAUUUAGAUGAGUUUGCCUUUGUACUCAAACUCCAUACUCCAUUCUCCAAUAAGCAUUAUCCCCUGCCUGUGUGCGGCGUCCGUUGUGUCGCCUUCCCUCUGAUAGUCAGAUGGACUCCAUUAAACAAAACGCCUCCAAAACUAUAACUGCAAGAGAAGAGAGAGAAACUUCUGGUUCCCCCAAAAAAGUAUGGUUUUUCUCCGCUUUACUCACUCUACAAUAUGGUGCUCAACCUUUGAUUUCCAAGCGCUUCACCAGGCGAGAGGUAAUUGUAACUUCGUCCGUUCUGGCUUGUGAAGUUGCAAAGGUGAUAUGUGCUUUCGCAGUCCUCACGUUCAAUGGUAGCCUAACCAAAUUAUGCAAAGAUUGGUCUUUGCUCCGGGCAUUGACCUUUUCAGGACUUCCAGCUGCAAUAUAUGCACUGCAAAAUAGUUUGCUUCAGAUAUCUUACAAAAAUCUGGACUCCCUUACAUUUUCAAUGCUGAACCAGACAAAGCUAUUUUUCACGGCAUUCUUUGGGUUUGUGAUAUUGAGGAUUUGGGUUUUAAUCUUCUAUAGGCAGAAACAAUCAAUUCAACAAAUUGGAGCUCUUUUUCUAUUGAUAGUUGCUGCCGUACUUCUAAGCAUUGGUGAAGGGACAAGUAAAGCUUCUAAGAGCCGAAAUCCUGAAGAAGUACUAUUUUACGGGAUUGUUCCUGUGUUGAUUGCCUCUGUACUUUCCGGUCUAGCUUCUGCGUUGUGUCAAUGGGCUUCUCAGGCCAAGCAACACUCCUCUUACUUGAUGACCAUAGAAAUGUCAAUUUUCGGAAGCCUGUGCCUGUUGGCCAGUUUAUCCCAAUCCCCUGAUGGACAUGCAAUGAAAAAGCAUGGGUUCUUAUAUGGAUGGACUCCUUUAACUUUGGUCCCUGUUGUAGCAAAUGCGCUUGGUGGUAUUCUUGUCGGCCUUGUCACAAGUUAUGCCGGUGGUGUCAGGAAGGGUUUUGUCAUAGUUUCUGCACUUCUGGUGACAGCCUUGCUGCAAUUCAUUUUCGAUGGAAAACCACCUUCACCAUAUUGCCUUGUGGCUCUUCCGCUUGUGAUUACCAGCAUCUCAAUAUAUCAGAAGUAUCCUUACCGUGUUAAGAAGAAGGAAGCUUAGAGAACAUAAUCAUUAUGAGUUGGGGAAGUUCAUUUUUUUAUUAUUCUUGCCUCAACUGGGUAUCGUAGAAUGUAGAUUAUGGUCUGUUCAGAGUCUGGCAGACCUGUGUUGUCAUUUGUCAAUGCUAAAGGUGCAAAACUGGUGAUGACACUUAGUAUCUUUUCACUACUUUUACUAUUAGUGAUUAAAUACUGAAUUAAGGUUAAAUGCUAAGAUGAUGUCCCUGUGAAGGUACUCAUCUGGCUGAUGUACCUGUAUCAUUGAACAAUGAAAAUUCAUUCACAAGAAUGUAUAGUUUGAGCGUGACUGGUUUUCAAGUGUUC
This is a messenger RNA of Beta vulgaris subsp. vulgaris (sugar beet), 1537 nucleotides long. RefSeq names its product UDP-N-acetylglucosamine transporter ROCK1. Gene Ontology annotation, cellular component: Golgi membrane. Bases 186 to 1214 code for a protein of 342 amino acids. Gene Ontology annotation, biological process: pyrimidine nucleotide-sugar transmembrane transport. The record is from RefSeq and is a predicted model, not a curated record. Gene Ontology annotation, molecular function: pyrimidine nucleotide-sugar transmembrane transporter activity. The transcript is spliced from 8 exons. Lineage: Eukaryota; Viridiplantae; Streptophyta; Magnoliopsida; Caryophyllales; Amaranthaceae.